CACAAAUGGCUGCUUAUGCAAUCAUUUGGUAUCAUUUCUUUUAACUUUUUAACGCUCUAUAAAUACCCUCUCCUAAAUCUCUGUCAUGCUCAUACCUCAUCAUCCUCAGCAAACCCUAAUAUAAUUUCAAUGGCUUACUCCAACUCCGCAAAGCUCUUCUCCGCCGUGAUCUUGGUGUCGCUGCUGCUCAUGCACCAGCCUUCGACAGCAAGUUGCUAUACUGGGCCGAUCAGGUCUCCUCCGGCCACUAUUCUUCCACCUAGAAAGGUUUUACAUGUUGUUUCGAAGAGAUUAGUGGGGGAAGAAGAGCUGAGGACGGUUCCUUCUGGACCAGACCCGUUGCACCAUAACGGCCGUGAUAACCCAAAGAAACCAACCAGUCCGUGACUUACUGACUUAGUUAGUUUAUUAGAAGCCUUGUU
Mercurialis annua (annual mercury) is the source of this 422-nucleotide messenger RNA. RefSeq lists its product as uncharacterized. The record is from RefSeq and is a predicted model, not a curated record. The transcript is spliced from 2 exons. NCBI's taxonomy places the organism in Eukaryota, Viridiplantae, Streptophyta, Magnoliopsida, Malpighiales, Euphorbiaceae. The coding region runs from base 16 to 387 and encodes 123 amino acids.